GAAAACAGACAGACGACCGCAAUCGAAAUUUGACAUUCACAAUCUACCUAAGAGUGAGCUUCUUCGAAUAGUUUAUCGACAUGGCGAAGUUGUUAAUGCUACUUUUCUUGGCCGCUACACUUAAGAGUAGCUUUGGAGCUAUUUGCCCCAAUCCGCAAGCAUACUCUGGUCAAUCUCUGUGUGAUCCAUGGGGUACAUACUGUGGUGAAUGCGUUUCCUUCUACAAGGUUUGCUCAGAUGAUACACGAACAACUAGUUCCUGGGUACAAGGGCAAAAAGUCAGAGGAGCCAGCUUGGCAUUCGGCACGGGCAUUGCCACUUUUACUAACGGCAAGUACGACAGUGGACACACUGCCAUUUACGUUGGCCAGUCCUCGACUGGGAUUGAUGUCUGGGAUCAAUGGGUUGGCCAACCUGUUCACCAGCGCACUCUUCGAUUUGACAGCACCAGUUACCAGAAUGACGGGGAUAACUUUUACGUUAUUCAGUAAACUAAACACGUUUCCUAUUGCCAUUAUAACAAUUCAAAAGAACCCCUAUUCAAUGGCUUUGUCAUCCUAUUACACAGAUAUUAUAAUACAGUUACAAUUAAAAGUUA
Messenger RNA from Daphnia pulicaria, 598 nucleotides. RefSeq lists its product as uncharacterized. NCBI's taxonomy places the organism in Eukaryota, Metazoa, Arthropoda, Branchiopoda, Diplostraca, Daphniidae. Bases 81 to 491 code for a protein of 136 amino acids. The record is from RefSeq and is a predicted model, not a curated record. The transcript has 3 exons.